Molecule: messenger RNA, 2081 nt
Organism: Porites lobata
Lineage: Eukaryota; Metazoa; Cnidaria; Anthozoa; Scleractinia; Poritidae
Source: the annotation of a GenBank genome assembly
CAACGACACACUCUUAUCUGGCUUUCGCUGUUCAAAGGACAUUUUACCAUGUCAACAGCUCAAGAAGUCUUCCGUUCAGAGGGGUUAAAAAGACGCAUUUUGGAAUUGGCUAAUCGAUCCUUCUUAAAAAGGAACAUUCGCCCCAAAGCUCCGUGCUGGUACAGGCUUCUCGGAGUCCAAAAACUCUACUGCCAGAACAAGGCCCAAGAAGAAGGUGCAAAACAACAAUACGAGAAGGGCCGAAAGAGUUUUAUCGACUACUUUCUUUCUAUUCUUGAAGACGUUUUCAAGAACUUCAUGAGCAAAAGCGCUUUUGAAGCUUGCGAUAUGUUUCGUCAGGAAGUGGAAAAUAUCAUGCAACUUCUCGUCUGGUUUAAGUGUGACGCCAUGGACGAAGAACAAAGACUAAGGUGUAUUGAUGUUUUCAACAAAGCGGCCGAGCUACGUGCAAAGAUGAUGGGGGAGAAGCGAUUUAAUGCGGUUUUUAAUAUGCUGAAAGACAAGUGCCUACAGUUGCAAGAUGAAAAAAGGUUAAGUGAUUGUCUUACUUCACUAGGGAUAAAAGAGGCAUUCAGUUGUUUCUUUUCCCCUCAUCUGUCCCUUGAAGCUGGAGAGAGAGCUAAAGAUUACUUUAUGGAAGCCGAUAGAAUCCAGAGCGACCUUUCAAUUAAUACCGGUAACAGCAGAGCCCAGUGCCUUGCCAAAUAUGGCCGUUGUGUCUCUAUAGAUGGGGAAUUUGGCAAAGGAAAGGAAAUGAUUAAUAAAGCAAUCGAUAUUCGUAAGGGGCAUGGCAAAGAGGAUAGCGUCAUGUUAGGUGCAACAUACAACGACUUAGCAGGUGAGCCUAAGUUCAACAUCGUUCCCAGGGUCCUCUCCCUUCCCUCCUCGAGAAAGAAGAGCGAAGAAGUAGUAUCUUAGAUAAGGAGGGGAUGCAGAGCACCGAAGGAAAGUUAAAAGCCUGAGGCACAAGGCGUUAAGUUCUUUCCUAGAUCCGUCCCUAGAGAUGGUUGAGCCCAGUAGCUGGCCAUCUUACCGUGAGGGCUUUGUCGAAAGAGAAUCAGUUAUGAAUAUGCUGUACUUUAAAAUGAAGUUUCAACUCAGUUUGAUGCUCGAUUUCCUAUGUCUCCUAGCUUGAUACCACUUUAGCCUAAACUUGAUUUUAACCUUCUACAGAUACAAACCGCGAGCCCAUAACCCAGAGUGAGCAAUUUCCAUAUGUUCUCGUGUGACGUCGUUUUGGAACCGACCAAUUUAUUUUUUGAACGAUUUUGGCGCGAAUUUAGAAUAGUCCCACAAACCAGUUAGCAAAUCUUACAGAAAACUGUAAAAAAAACUGUAUUAUUGACCUUUUAAUGACAUUUAGUAUUUUUUUUUCAUAUCUUAUACCUCGAAUGUGCUCAUUGACGGAGCGGCCUUCCAUUUUUGUGGGAAACUAAACUGUAUCUAAAAAUAAGGUUCGUGAAAACGCCCCCCCCCCCUCCCAUAGGCAUAGGCUUAGCUAAAGGCUUUGUUCGCUCCGGGUUAUGCCAAGGGCUCCUAUACAAACUGGUUACAUAUUUUCAUGAUUUUCAUGUUAAUAUUGCCGUGAUAAUGUGCUUCGUUAAUUGGAAUAACUUUUAUGAAAAACCUACAAGAACAAUAAAUCCAGCAACGAAACUGUACAUUUCUCCUGUGUUGUAGUUGUCCUCUUCCUGGAAGCGGCACAUCAUCAAAAACAACAUCAACAAGAACGAGCCAAUGCACUUUUCCGAGAAGCCGUAAAAUUCAGAACACAGGAAACGCUUCCAAUAUACAGAGAAAAGCUGGGCGAUCAUCCUUUUACAGCUACCAUCCUAAACAACCUGUCCAAAAACUACCGUGCUCUGGGACAGUUCGAAGACGCUAAAAAGUGUUCAGAGGAGGCGCUGAAAAUUCGGUGGAACUUCCUUCGGGAGCACAUGGAAACAGCUUUAUCUCUAUUUGAGGUUGCAAUGGCAUUUAAGGAAACGAACGAGUUACAGGCAGCAAAAACUAACUUUGAGCAGUGUUUAGCCAUGCAGGAGAAGGUGCUGGAUACGAAACACAAGGAUCUCGAAAGGUAA